Molecule: messenger RNA, 437 nt
Organism: Lymnaea stagnalis (great pond snail)
Lineage: Eukaryota; Metazoa; Mollusca; Gastropoda; Lymnaeidae
Source: the annotation of a GenBank genome assembly
GUUACCGUACUAUACUUAUAUUUAUAUGCUAUCGUACUAUAGUUAUAAGAUAUUGUACAGUAGUUAUAGAUAUAGGUUAUAGUACUAUAGUUAUCAUUGUUAUAGGCUAUCGUACUGAAGUCCUAUUUUUAGGCUAUUGUACAAUAGUUAUAGGUUAUCGUACUAUAAUUAAUGUUAUAGGCUAUCGUUCUAUAGUUAUAGGGUAUUGUAAUAUAAUUAAUGUUAUAGGCUAUCGUUCUAUAGUUAUAGCGUAUUGUAAUAUAAUUGAUGUUAUAGGCUAUCGUUCUAUAGUUAUAGGGUAUUGUAAUAUAAUUAAUGUUAUAGGCUGUCAUUCUAAAAUUAUAAGCUGUCGUCCUGUAUAGCUGUAGGCGUAUGCCUUAUACUAUUGAAAAUCUAAUGAAAUUUAUCUUGAAUAAAUAAUUUUUUUUGAAAAAUAU